Petromyzon marinus (sea lamprey) is the source of this 2259-nucleotide messenger RNA. RefSeq names its product endonuclease/exonuclease/phosphatase family domain-containing protein 1-like. NCBI's taxonomy places the organism in Eukaryota, Metazoa, Chordata, Hyperoartia, Petromyzontiformes, Petromyzontidae. The record is from RefSeq and is a predicted model, not a curated record. Gene Ontology annotation, cellular component: plasma membrane.
UGAGUGGGCGGGGAGCGGUGGUGCAGCGGUUAGCGCGCUGCUCUAUGCAUUUGGCGAGUUCAAUUGUGGCCCACGGCCGUCAACACCCGUGACGGUUAUCUGAACCGGUCACGGGCCUCCCCGAGGUCGCCUCGUCCUCAAACGAGUACCUGGUGUGGUGUGUUAAACAUCUCACCACUGGGGGAGACAAAGGCGGCCGGGCGUGGUGUGCGUUGGCCGCCCUCGUGUGCCGUGCCGGCCUUCAUAAGUGCUACUCGUCAAGCAGGGUUUUCCCCAACAACACUUUGAAAAGUCUAUUACGGGGGAUGUUUAUCGGUGCUCGAGCUUGUUGAGCAACAGUCCAAUGAAUGUGGCAAGGAUGCUUGUGUGGGCUGGCCCCGAGCAACGCGGCUCUGGAUACUCCCACCACCACCACCACUAACCAUCCCCGUUUUUUUUUAACAAAAACAACGCGCUCGUUCGUGGUCGUCUUUCACUGCCCUCCUUCAUCCCUCCCACCUCGCCGCAACAACAACCACCACCGCCGCGUGAGUGGAAGGAAUUACCAAACUUUCCACGCGUGCUGCUGCUCGGAGGCCUGACAAGAAUCGCCGCCCGAAACCAUGGGCGACACCUUGUCCUGCGUGGAGCCUUCGAAUCCUCCGUUCCAAAAUACCCCUCAAUCCGACGUCAGCUCUCGACCUCCGAGCGUGAAUUCGGCGGACGUCGUCGAGUCCGUGGACGGCUCCGCUUCGCCGGUCGACCUCAACGCGGCGAGCGAGGCCCAGCUCACCACGAUCAAGGGCAUCGGCACAAAGACGGCGGCGAACAUCGUCGCGUACCGCACGGCCAACGGGCCCUUCCAGACCGUCGAUGACUUGGCCAAAGUGAAGGGCAUCAGCGCGGCGUUCGUCGACAGGCUGCGGCCCUCCUUGACCGUCGGCGGAGGGGGAGAAGGCGCCGGCGGGACCGGCGACGGGGGCGGCGGCCCUCCCGCCGUCAUCGCCCCCGACGGCCUCUGCUACCCGACGUGCCCGUGCCUGGGCCCUGACUUCCCGGCGCCCAUUCCCAGGCCCCAGGUGGAGUCGUUUUCUGGGGUCGUGCGGGGUCGCCCGGCCGUGCGUGUCGCCAGCUGGAACCUGCAGUGCUGCUCGGCCGACAAGAUGGACAACAAUGGCGUGAGGGAGGUGGUGUGCCUCACGCUGCUGGAACAAGGGAUCAAGCUUCUGGCCGUGCAGGAGUUGGCAGAUAAGGUCGCUUUGCAGAAGCUGUGCGCGGAGCUCAACGCGCCGAGCCUGCGCUCCGUCCGCGACUGGCCAAGGCCCCAAGGAGACUGGCGCUGCGUCGUCUCCGAGAACCCCACGGGACCCAUGUACCAGAGCAUGGAGUACGCGGGCUUCUUAUGGGAUGCCUCGUCAGGCCUGGAGCUGCUCAGCGAGGGCCUCGUCGGGAAGAAGAAGGGGAGCAAGCACUUUGCUCGUUACCCGUACCUUGGCUACUUUAAGGCGGGGCGGUUCGACUUCACGCUGGUGAACGUGCACCUCAAGGCGACGGGGCUCGGCAACGCGGAGCUCGAGAAGCUGCAGCUCGAGAUCAUGAAGCUGCCCCAGCUGCUGGACCUGCUGGAGGAGCACCUGAGUGGCGAGAAGGACACGCUGCUGCUGGGGGACUUCAACCUGACGCCAGACGCGAGCGACUUUGACGCUCUGCGCUCGCAGGGCUUCAAGAGCUGCGUCCCCGCCGACGUCUUCACCAACAUCAGCAUCAAGAACCUCAGCGGCUCCAAGUCCUACGACAACGUGUGGCUCAGUCCGGCCGCGCAGGGCCUGUACACUGGUGGCUGGUGCGUGGUCCGUCAGGGCCUCUCUCACCACCUCAUCCCGGACGGGUGGACCUGGGGCGGCGUCGCGUCCGACCACUGCCCCGUGUGGGCCGAGUUCCACUCGGACCGGGACCACGACUCGCAGCCCGAAAACGCCGACGUGCGGGGGAUCGCCAUGCUGGGGCGGGAGAUGUGAGGCGCGGUCGGGAGGAACUGGGGCGGGGGGGUGGGGGGGCACCAUCACCGCCGCCGCUACUGCCACCACCAAAGACAAAACAUCCCCCGUCUAGUUGGGGUUUGAUGAUUUUUUUAUUGUUGUUAAAAGGAGGAUUGGACUGAGGAGGGUUCCUAAGGGUGAAGUUUUAUGAAUGCUUCUGGCCAUGACUGUUCACGAUUGAACAUAUGUGCUGGUUUUAACGCCGUAGACAUUUUGCAUGUGGAGUUCAGCAAAAAAAAAA